Messenger RNA from Boleophthalmus pectinirostris (great blue-spotted mudskipper), 4338 nucleotides. RefSeq names its product WW domain binding protein 1 (gene wbp1). The record is from RefSeq and is a predicted model, not a curated record. Bases 150 to 968 code for a protein of 272 amino acids. The transcript has 4 exons. NCBI's taxonomy places the organism in Eukaryota, Metazoa, Chordata, Actinopteri, Gobiiformes, Gobiidae.
UUAAAGUUUCUCAUUACUCACCGUCUUUCCAGGAGCAACAAAAACAAGCUGGGACAGAAUCCGUUUCUGCUUUCACCUCAACACGUAUUUAUUUUACCGAGUACUAGCUAUAUGAUUUCCGUCGUGUUCAAGGCUUUAAACCCAGAAAGAUGCCGCAGAAAACACUGGGAUCCGUUGUAGGUCUGCUUUGUGCUGGAGCCUGUCUGGUGCAGGCAAAGGAGUUUUGUUUUGGGGUAAAUAAUGAGCAGUAUCGCUGUGAGAUGGGUUACUGCUGUGGGGAGACAGAAUGUUGCACCUACUACUAUGAACUUUGGUGGUUCUGGCUGGUUUGGACCCUGAUUAUCAUGCUCAGCUGUUGCUGUGCAUACCGUCACAGAAGAGUAAAGAUGCGUUUGCAGCAAGAGCAACGUCAGCGAGAAAUCAGCCUGAUGGCCUACCAGGGAGCCUCCAGCUCCUUUAUUUCUCCCCCUCCACUUAAUUUGAGGUUUUGGAAUGACUGCAAACUUCCCGACUAUGAAGAAGUGGUAGGCCACCCACCGACACCACCACCUCCGUAUUCAGAGAACCCUCCAGAUAUUGCUCCCCCUGCUGCACAGGUGAUUUCUUCUCAGUCACAGGUAAACUCCGAAGCAGACAGCACAGAGGGUACAGAGGCCUCAGGCACUAUGUCACACCAGGGAGCAGUGUCGAUGCCAGUCCAACCCUGCCUGCCUGUAGAGAGUGGAGAUGAGGAGGAAGAUGAGGAGCUCAACACUCGUCGUCGCCAUAUUACAGGUGAUUCAGGGAUUGAGGUGUGUGUCUGUCAAGUGGAUGCUGAUGAGGACAGUGAUGGAGAGCACCGCAUGUGUAUGGCCACAAGUGGGGACUACUGCUCCGCCCGACAGCAGCAGCCUUUUAUACCGAAAGAGCAUACUGCUGAGGUAACAGGCCAGAAUGCAAACACCAGUUCUGCUGAUCACAUGGUGUGAACUAAGGUUUUACCCCCUAACCAGCAUACUGAUGUGGCUGUCUGGUUUUGUAGACGGGCAAGCUGCAGCCAUCUUUAUUAACACGGGGAAUGUCUGUUAUAUUUUUAACACGUCAACAUUAGGUUUGUGUUGAGUGGCGUUAAGCUUUAAGGAAGACAAAAACAGGAGGGAAGGUGAUCUUUCAAGAUACUGUUUUGCCUUUAGCCAGUGUGAAAUCUUUCAAAGCAAUUAAUGCUCUGCUUUUUGGUUUCAUUGACAUUCUUUUAAAGUAAAGGGGAACGACCCUGUUUUGCUCCCUCCCUCUCUAUAAAAACCGUGUUUCAGUGAACGUGUUGCUCCUCUUGACCCGAAACAUUUCUAUACAGAGCUGCCUGACGUGGGUCAGCCACAUUUCUCCCUAGUUUCUUCUACAACUUACCAAAGGGAGUCCUAAAGAAGAAAGGAAGACCCUGGAUAAACAAACAAGUGUCCACUUCUUCCCAUCAGACUUUGCAUGAGAGCUUGCAGUAUGUGUGGCCUGUGGAAUCUGGGGCACAGCUGCAUAGUGAUGUCAGCUCUGAGGUCAUGGUAACCAGCAUCUGGUGUGAAGCCCAUGGGGGCGUCCCAAAUGGAGCAAAUCCAGUUAUCCCCAGAUUGUAUGGAAAAAAUUAAUCUUGUUAAUUAGUCUUUUUUUCAUUUUAGUAUCUUAAAGUUUGUAGUUUUUUAAAAUAUCAGACUUACUCAUAUUGAACAUGUGUUCAACAAUGAGCAUGAGUGUUUGAGUGGUUUGCUUACAUAAUUUAUGGAUUGACUACAUGGGACUUCUGCAGUGUACCCAUGUGUCAUUAAAAAUAACAGAUGGAAGGGCAUAGCCAGCCACCAAAAUCUAAUCAAUAAAAAGCUUUGUGGUGGCUAUGGUAUGAUUGUUGAUUUGUGCUGCCAGUUGCUUAAGUUUAAAGAAGCACGUUUUUAUAUGUAACCAAUUGUGCUUUAGUCAGUGUCACAGGUUUUUUCUUCAAAGUUUCUCUGAAUAAUCCGAGUUAAUAAUGUUGAAAAUAGUGAGUAAAACAGAUUUUAGAGUUGUGGUCUAAGAAAUUAUCAUUUACAUACACUGCUUUCUGCAUUAGUUCAUUGACUGAGUAUUUUAAUUUUUCAAAUGCAGAUGGUUGGCCAGACAGGCAUCUGAUAAUUGCGUGCUUGGCUCUCUGGCCAUCACUGAGAGCAUGUGUAAUUUGCAGUGUUAGUUUCCAUAAGCUGCAGAGCAUGGCUGCUUUUAAACAUGAUGUGAAGUCUGUUUUGGUCCAGCUUUAGGCUCUCUGGCUACCUUAUUUGUGUUUCUAAAAAUAUAAAUAUAUUCUACAUCCAUAAAAAAUAAAUGCUAUUGGAUAUAAAUUGUGAAUAGAUGGCCUGAAAACCACUAAAUGACUCCCAGUAGAGAAUUUCUUGACAUUUUACAUAAUCAUACAAUGCAUGGUUUUUUAAAUUCUCAUUUCAUAUGAAUCAAUUUAAGGCAAUAAGAAGAAUUUCAGGUUUCUCUGUGGAAUUCUUUGAAGCAGUAAACCUCCCUUAUUGAGUAUAUCUCACUUCAGUGAAAUAACAUGAGAAGCGAGUUGGCCCCUUGAGACAGAUUUUAUGACUCCAACAUGCCACAGUCACUACACUUCUGUUUUGCUAUCUAUUUCACUGAUACAGUAAAGGCUCAUGUGACAGGGGUAUUUGAAUGCAUGUAAAUUGUGAAAAAUAAGAUGGAAGACAAGAUGGACAUAAAGCAGAAUAAAGAACAAAUGCCUUGCGUAACUGCAACAUAAACCCAAUGAUACAAAUGGAAGAUGGACUUUUUUUUUUUUUACUGUAACUGUACAGAGCUCUUUUUUUUAUUGAAAGUGAAAUGCUUUUUGCUUAGGCGGGUGACUUCAAACAUUUUCAAAUCACAUGAGUUAAAGUUUCACUUUGCGUAAGGUAAAAUUGAAAUGUGUUUGUAUUCUUGAUCAGGCGCAGAAGUUUUAGUGUUUUAUUGCUUUGUAUUUGAUUGUUACGUUUUAUGACAUCAGCAUGUACACAUGGAAUGAAUCAUCGCUUUCUGCAUUUUUUCAUAAAAUUCUCAGUAUUUUUAUUUUAUCCAAGAAGAUGGAUGGUUGUGCUGCACUGGAGAUACAUAGUUACUCUUGAUUGCAUAAUUUCUACAAAUGUAUAUGUUUACCCAGAACAAGGGCUAUAACAUCCACUUAUGUACCUUAUGUACUCAUCAUUUUAAUGUGUUUUAAUUAAAAGCCACCAGAGAUUGACUCAAUCGUCAGCAAGUUUGUAUCUCCUCUCAAUGUUCAACUUAUGUUUUUAUAUGUGUUUUAUUGGAUUUCGGGUCCCAGACAGAGUACAUGUAUGUUGUUGCCUCACACUUGUGAGGAUAUAAGCCUCAGAGGGCACAAAGCAUUUAAUUUCCACACUGUAUAUUGUUCUCACCAGCGUGUCCUUUUCAUGUGCAUGUCUUGUUUUCCCAUGCUCAGGGAUAUUCAAAACAAGGAGUGCUAGAGUUGGACCAUUUUUAACAUAUUGUGAUAAGCCAAAGGAGAUCUGUCAUAGUCUGGAUCUGUAUGAACCUCUUAUUGCAUUUUCACCUUUUCUUACCCUAGGCUAUGCAAAAACAUAACAUGACUGUUAUAUGCUGCACCCUUUUCUGUUUUCCUGAGUACCAGUACUAGCAAAAUAAACCCUGUACUUGUGACACUGCGCUGUACUGUAAUCUACUACGAUGUGUAUGUACUUUGUGUAAGCAAAAUGUAAGGCGGAUAUGUGUGUGUUCUGGAGCUUUAUGAUGUGACUGCAAUUUCCAUAUUUUACCAUGAGAAACUCUUUGUAUCCACCAUCAUAAUAAUGGCAUGUUUGUAUUCAGAUUGUUUAAAUUUUAGAUGCGUAGUAAAGAUUGUGAUGAUUUAGUUAACUUACAUGGUGUUCCAUGUGUAGACAUUUGGCACACAUUGCGUUUUGAGUGUUUUUGGUCUUCAGUUAUUAUUAAACAGAAUGAAUGUUGCCUUUAAUCACCAGUUAUUCCAUCACUAAUACAUUGUAUGUAUAGUAUACAUAUGAAUGACCUCAACCUGGAACACAGACGGCAUAUGUUAAAACUGUUGCUCGCACCAUGACACAAUCUAUAUUAUUACUUUUUAACAUUUCAUGUGCCAUGGUUUCCCUUUGUUUUGCCAAUAUAAAAUACUGUGGCUAAAGUGUCAGUAGACCGACCUGCUCUCUAGUUAUUUUAAAUCUGCAAGCAAAUCUAAAAUUAGUAAGUUGGAAACGCACUGAAUAAGACAUGCUUUGUUACAAGCAAGUCUACUGUGUACUCUUUAGGUCAUCAUUUGUAUUUUAUUUUUUUAAUAAAAAACUUGAACUUUAA